AAUAUUAUAAUUAGUCGACUGCUGAUUGGUUGGUUCUUUGGUCUUUGACCCUUUUCCCGGAAGAAUUGUGUUAUCGUAAAGAUAAGAAUAUUUUACAUAAAUAUUCAUAUAAUUAGAACACUUUUAUCACCCUCCGGAAGCUUUAAAUUGUCUUUAAAAGCGAGAACAUGACAAAGAAAGUGUUGUUCAACCUAAUUCUGUCCGGUUCUUUAUAAUCGUACACAGUUCGAAAAGCUAUGAGGAGGUCGAGAGGAACCUUAAAUAGCGCUCCAUCGAGUCUUGUAACUUCAACGAAGGAAUUGAAUCAAUCUGCAAGAAAUUCACCGUCUUCAAUGAAUGAUUUAAACGUCACUGAAAGUCUGCAGGAGUUAACAGACCUUGUUCAAAAGGUUGAAUCCGAACGGCAGCAUAGUGAAAAUACGCUGGGUAAUAUUGAAAAAACGCACGAAAAAAUUCAACAAGAGCAGAAAGUGUCUCAGUAUUAUAAACAAAAACUCAAAGGAUUGUAUGAAAGUGCCCUGCAGGAUGCGUCAUCAGAGAUUGAUGCUCUAAGAAAAGCUUUACAUAAAAUUAGUGAGAUACGAAGCUCAAUGAAAUCAGAAUCGACAGUAGUGAAGCCUCUAAUGAGAAGAGGAGUUCUUAUGUCUAUGCUCUUGAAAGAGGGUACCUACCUCCCACUUUGGGCAUCUAAACACGGAGAAACUGCUCCAACACUUUGCGGAGCAAUACAAGCUGAUCCUUCCUACAUCUCGCAAUCUUCCGAUCAUGUAGCAGCAAGGGUAAAGGGUAAUGACGGUGAAGAAAAUUGGAUUUUGGCUCAGGUUGUUUCAUUUAACUCGGCAACGGGUAAAUACGACAUUGAUGACGUCGACGCCGAAGAAGGUAAAGAGCGGCAUACUCUCGGAAAGAGACGCCUUGUACCUUUACCUAAGUAUAAAGCAAGCCCAGAUACAGAUUCCUAUGCUCUUUUCCCAAAAGGAACAACUGUCUAUGCUUUAUACCCUCAAACAACUUGUUUUUAUAAGGGUAUAGUCCAUGAAUUGCCCACAUCCAGUAAUUUAGAUUAUUCUAUUUUGUUUGAGGACAGUUCAUAUCCCAGUGGUUACUCUCCCCCUUUAAUGGUCAGCCAGAGAUACGUUAUAGCUUGUAGGCACGAAAAAAAAAAGUAG
Molecule: messenger RNA, 1169 nt
Organism: Dimorphilus gyrociliatus
Lineage: Eukaryota; Metazoa; Annelida; Polychaeta; Dinophilidae
Source: the annotation of a GenBank genome assembly